AUGAAUUGUAAUAUAUACUUAUAACUAUNCCUAAAGUUAAUAGAUUUAGGAACUGCAAAAAUAAUUAAAGGAAAAUAAGGAAUUAUUCGUACAUAUACAAUUAUAGGAACUCCACAUUGUAUUUUUAUAUCAUAAAGAAUUUAUUAGAUAUGGCACCAGAAAUAAUAUGUGGCAAAGGAUAUAAUUGUUUAGUUGAUUUAUGGUCUAUUGGUAUAUGUCUCUAUGAAUUUAUGUGUGGUAUGGUUCCUUUUGGAGAAGAAGCUGAAGAUCCUUAUGAAAUUUAUGAAGAAAUUAUCAAGAAGGAUAUAACUUAUCCUAAUUAUUUAAAAGAUAAAAAAGCCAAGAAACUUAUGGAUUAGUAAAAUUGAAUUAAUAUAUUUUUUAGAUUAUUAUCUCGAGUUCCUGAAGUGAGAUUAGGAGGAUCUUAUGCAAGUCUUAAGGGUAAUCCUUGGUUUGAAAAUUUUGAUUGGGUAUUUAUUAAAUUUAUAAAAAAAUAGGAAAAAUUAUUGGAAAAAGAGAUAAAAACACCAUAUCUUCCACCAGCAGACAAAUUACUACCAGAAAUAGAAAUAAAAUCACUUGAAUAAAAUGGUAGAAUGAUUGAGGAUGAAAUUAAAGUAAGUAUUAUAUCUACUCAAGUAAGAGCAAUCUGUAAGAUAAAUGGAUGGUAAUAAUUAAGGAGAUUAAGGAUGGGAAAAAGACUUUUGA
This is a messenger RNA of Paramecium primaurelia, 708 nucleotides long. NCBI's taxonomy places the organism in Eukaryota, Ciliophora, Oligohymenophorea, Peniculida, Parameciidae. The record is from the annotation of a GenBank genome assembly.